AGGAGGGAGGUGGGCAGAGCCCAUUGGCUGCUGGAAGAGGCACCGCCCCUCCGUACAUUUUGCUUCGUUACCCGGGCGACUUCCGGUAAGGCGGAGGCGGCAGAGAAGGCUGCCGGAUCUGACGUUAGGGGGUGUCCUGUAAACCCCGCGGUUUCCUGUCUUCUCCUAGAUCCCUUCUUAAGGUGUUUGCACUGCCGGUUGCCUGAAGAUUUUGCUGUGGUGUUUGGAGAAGCAGAGGGUAAGCUUGCUGUUGGAGGAGUCUUCUUGAGGAUCUUUAUUGCACAACCAGCUUGGGUUCUAACAAAGCCUGGAGAAUUUCUUAGUGCACUAUUGGAAAAAUUAACAGAACUCCUGGAGAAGAACAAUCCUCAUCCUCAGCUGGUAGAUCAAGUCCCACCAUUGGGCCAUCUUCCUAAAGUUAUCUAG
Molecule: messenger RNA, 426 nt
Organism: Nycticebus coucang (slow loris)
Lineage: Eukaryota; Metazoa; Chordata; Mammalia; Primates; Lorisidae
Product: dnaJ homolog subfamily C member 13-like
Exons: 3
Biological process (GO): endosome organization; regulation of early endosome to late endosome transport; receptor-mediated endocytosis
Cellular component (GO): endosome membrane
Source: RefSeq, a predicted model, not a curated record